AUCCAGUAGUUGAGUUCUAAACCUAACCCAAGAGAGGGAGCGCAAGGAGUGAGCUAACAGAACUAGAAACUAUAGGUGCAUUUUUACUCUAUCGAACAUCGCUUUUGAAAGACUGUCACUUUUACUGCCCUGGAGCCAUCUUUCCAGCCUUUUAGUAUAACGCCCUCGAUCCCCGUCUGAAAACUCACACACGGUCGUGUCAGCUGGCAUGAGCUAACCCACCAAGACAUGGAAACCAAACCUUUCAUGUCAUUGGAAUCUACAAUCCUGCCUAUGGGAUGGUUCCUGAAGCCCCAGUGCUCGCUGGCUCCGCCCCCUCAGCGAGGACGCUCGGGGGAGGCCUGCUCCUGUUUCACCGGCAUGUGUCACCUCCACCACCCCCGGAUAUCUACAGGUAACACUCAACGCCAUCUCCACAUCCCCUCGCCAUCUUCCCCGUCAUGGCAGACUCCGCACCUGGGAAGACACCUGUAUCAAAUAAAUUCAUCAGGUCAGGUGACCUCAUCUCCACUGAGCUCUCCCACGUCCCACCGGGGCAUGCACCCAUCCCUGCUCAACCCGUCCUCCAUGGGGCCCUCGGGCUCCUUGCACUCUCCCAUCAGCACCCUGAGUUCUCCCAUGAACGGCCUGGGCUCGCCCUUUUCUGUCAUCAACUCCCCCAUGGGUCCACACUCCAUGUCCUCGCCCGGCAUGGGCUACGGCCCCAGUGUCAGCCCCCAGCUGAACUCCCAGAUGAACUCGGUCAGCAGCUCGGAGGACAUCAAACCCCCGCUGGGUCUCAACGGGGUGAUGAAGGUGCCCGCCCAGCCCUCGCCGGGGUGCAUGCCUCUCUCCCUCACCAAACACAUCUGUGCCAUCUGCGGAGACCGCUCCUCAGGUAAACAUUAUGGAGUGUACAGCUGUGAGGGCUGUAAAGGCUUCUUUAAGAGGACAGUGCGGAAGGACCUGACCUAUACCUGCCGCGACAACAAGGAUUGUCUGAUCGACAAGCGCCAGCGAAACCGCUGCCAGUACUGUCGCUACCAGAAGUGUCUGGCCUGUGGAAUGAAGAGAGAAGUUUUGUUACACACAGCCGUCCAGGAGGAGCGCCAGCGGGCCAAAGAGCGCAGCGAGAACGAGGUGGAGUCCACCAGCGGCGUCAACGAGGACAUGCCCGUGGAGAAGGUCCUGGAGGCCGAGCUCGCUGUGGAACCCAAGACAGAGACCUACACCGAGACCAACCUGGGCAUGCCAUCCAACUCGCCCAACGACCCAGUGACUAACAUCUGCCAAGCAGCCGACAAGCAGCUCUUUACACUGGUGGAGUGGGCCAAGAGGAUCCCCCACUUCUCUGAGCUGCCCCUGGACGACCAGGUCAUCCUCCUACGAGCAGGGUGGAAUGAGCUCCUCAUCGCAUCCUUCUCCCACCGUUCGAUAGCGGUGAAAGAUGGGAUCCUCCUGGCCACAGGGCUACACGUCCAUCGUAACAGCGCCCACAGUGCUGGAGUGGGAGCCAUCUUUGACAGAGUGCUCACAGAACUGGUGUCCAAGAUGAGAGACAUGCAGAUGGAUAAGACAGAGCUGGGGUGCCUUCGAGCCAUUGUCCUCUUCAACCCAGAUUCUAAAGGCUUGUCAAACCCAGGCGAGGUGGAGGCUUUGAGAGAGAAGGUCUACGCCUCUCUGGAGGCCUACUGCAAACAGAAAUACCCGGAUCAGCCUGGCAGGUUUGCCAAGCUGUUGCUGCGGUUACCAGCCCUGCGUUCCAUUGGUCUGAAGUGUCUGGAGCACCUGUUCUUUUUCAAGCUUAUCGGGGACACGCCCAUCGACACCUUCCUCAUGGAGAUGCUAGAGGCGCCCCACCAAAUGACAUAACUGCAGGCGAGGCGUCGCCCAUGUUCCCCUCGCCCCCUCCGCCUCUAACCCCUCUGGAUACGGAGGGUGGUCCUGCAAACCACUCCCACUCGAGAGAUUAUGUGACAUCAUUGGAUCUAGAGAAGUCCUCCCUCUUUGAUGUGUUUCAAAAAACAAGUUCAAUGUCCAUGGGUCUGUUUUAUACA
This is a messenger RNA of Oncorhynchus masou masou (cherry salmon), 2036 nucleotides long. Its product is annotated as retinoic acid receptor RXR-alpha-A-like. Gene Ontology annotation, molecular function: retinoic acid-responsive element binding; nuclear receptor activity; zinc ion binding. Bases 229 to 1851 code for a protein of 540 amino acids. NCBI's taxonomy places the organism in Eukaryota, Metazoa, Chordata, Actinopteri, Salmoniformes, Salmonidae. Gene Ontology annotation, biological process: cell differentiation; negative regulation of transcription by RNA polymerase II; retinoic acid receptor signaling pathway. Gene Ontology annotation, cellular component: nucleus. The transcript is spliced from 12 exons. The record is from RefSeq and is a predicted model, not a curated record.